Molecule: messenger RNA, 4584 nt
Organism: Astrephomene gubernaculifera
Lineage: Eukaryota; Viridiplantae; Chlorophyta; Chlorophyceae; Chlamydomonadales; Astrephomenaceae
Source: the annotation of a GenBank genome assembly
GAGCCAGGUUUAUGAACACAAUCAUGUUGAGUUUGCUUAUGUAGUUGGCUCGGCUAUGAAGAAUUUUUACACGCUAUCCUUUUGACGAGCGAUACGGUAAAGCAAUGGAGGUACCGCGGCGCAGGGGUGGAGCUUAUGAACAUCGCUCAGUAGUAGGCAACAUCUUAGCUCCGACCUCUGGGAUCCAGGGCUCUGCAGACUUGCGGACAACACCUUCGUCACGCGGUGCACCUCCCGCGGCUACAUCGCGGCCACCAUGGGCGACGGAGUUGGACACCGCAGGACCCAGCGAUACGCCACCAGCAGGAUGCCGCCGGCCAUCCUCUGCCUCACACCAGCGGGGUGGCCAAAUCUCCCAGGGUAACCAUGAGUUCAGCUUCCAAACGCCAUCCGUGCCAUCCCAGCCUGGAAGUGCACGGGCGGGCCAAGCAGCCCAGCUAAGCUCCAGGUCGCACCAACACCUCGAAGACUAUGCAGGCUCCUCAUAUGACACGUCCUGGGAACCCCGGUCCCGUCAGGCUGCGGCCACAGCGGCGCGGCCAAUGUCAUCGGGGCGAGCUGCCGACCCUUUCCAUCCUCACAACAACAGCUCUAGCACAGCGCCAACGGACCAGCUGGACCUCUGGGCCCAAGAGCAACAUCACAGUCCCAACCGUGCUAAUUUUCACCAGCACCAAGCGCCCGAAGCACAACCAUGGCAUGACAGCCAUGCCGAUGGCAUCUACGUACACGUUGACUCUCACAACGCUACAACCUCCCAAAGCAAUACACCUCCAUCCCGUCGCGCUUCAGCUGCAGCAACCUCAACAGCAGCGCCGCCUCGCACCGUUAGCGCUAACAGCAACCCAACUGCCAGAUCAGGCAGCCGAGAUGCCGGGCGUCUGCAGCCUGGAGACCUGAGCAGCGCAGAUGUUGGGGAUUUGGGCGCUCGAAGACCCGCUGCGAGACGUGGAGCCCCACCACCGCCACAGCAACAGCAGCCGCAGGGAAGGACUGCAGCAGCAUCCCGUGUUACCGCCUCUCCCGCCCGCAGCCCGUCCCACCAACCGCAACCCUCUGCUGCAGCCGCCGCAACGAGCCAUCACAGCAGCCAUGCGGCUGCCGUUCCUGGUCGUUCGGCUUCUACACCCAAGCCUCGUCCUGUCGUACAACCCAAACGCUCAACUUCCAUAACAGACAAUGUACGGCGGGAUUGGGUGGAUAUUGGGUCGGCGUCGGACCGAGCAACGGCAAGACCCGGUAGUAACGGUCGCAAUCGUGGCGGUGGGUUUGGUGGUGGCGGAGGAGGGGGAGCAGGAGCAGGAGGAAGUCGAUGGGACGCGGAUACGGACGAUGGCGACCGGGGUUCGUGGCUGUUCGUAGCUGCUGACAGUCAGGACCAGCAGCAGCAGCCGGGGCAGCUCGAGGAGCCGCGGGGACAGCCACUUGGGGAUCAUCAGCAGCAGCCGCAACAUGUGCCUGUUGCGGAGCCCCUCCGAAGGGAACACACGGACGGGGAGGGGACCAACAGCAGCAGCAGCAGGAGUCGCUCGUCGGCUCCGCUGCGGGGAGCUGUUGUGAAUGGCAGCAAUCGUACGAAGGGCAGUACGGCUGACGACGGCCUCCUUAGCGGCGGUGGCGGCGGCGGCGGCGGUGGUGGUAGACAUGGUGGCAGCAGUGGGGCUCACGCGACACCCGCCACAACACUGGAAGCUACGUUCACACAGGCGGCGGCAGCAGCGCCGCAUGUGGCGUCCAAAGCCGUGACGAACGGUGGAGGCGGUGGUGGUGGUGGUAGCGGAGAGGUGUCCAUGGGUCAUGGGGCGUUGUUAGCUGGCGGCGAGCUGGGGGUUGGCUGCAUUGGAAGCGGCGGAGGAGGGGGAGCUGUGGCGGCACGUCGGAAAGGUGCCGGGUCCCUUUCCUCGGGCGCUUCGCAAGCGGAGGCUUCACGCCAGAUUCAGGCGCUGCAAGAUGAGAACGCCCGGCUUCGGGACCAGAUAGCGCACCUGCACCGGCUGCUAGCGGUGUCCCCCGCAAGUACGGCAUCGCCAACGUCAGCAGCAGCAGGAGCAGCUGCCCUGCCGUACACUGCGGCGGAGGGCGGCAGCAGGCAGCAGCGCCCGUCCAGCGCUGCCUCGGCCUGUGGUGCAGGUGGUGGUGAGGCGGGACCGAGCAUGGCAGCGGCGGCCACAGCGGGGGUAGCACUGCAGCAGUACAAGUCACAGGUGAUUCAGCUUCAGCGGCAAGUGGCACUGAUGUCCCGUGAAAUGGAGGCCAAAUCCCGGCUAGCUAUGGAAGCGGAGGGCGUGCUGCUUGAAGCUGCUUCACGGCUCACGGAACUCGCAAGCUGCGCCGCCGCCGAUGCGGGCGGUGCCACGGCUGCCUCCGCCUCCGGUGACGGUUGGGGUGGCGGUGUUGGGGACGCUGAGCAGCCGCCGCUGAGUCGGGAGCGGCUGCUGGCGGUGGCCAAGUGGAGCCGGCAGAUGCUGGGGCGGCUGCGCAGCGAAAAGUCCCAGUCCUCCAAGCUCUUCACCCAGCAAGACCGAGACAACCCCGGCGGCUUCGCCCCCUCCUUCGCCCCCUCCUGGUCCGACUCCAACACCAACAGCCACGCCCACAACGGCAACAUCAACAACCCAGCAGCAGCCCACGGCCCCUCCUGGCACGUGCCCUUCAUCCCUGCCGGCGGCAACCGCUUCCUCCUCCUCGACCCCUCGCCUCAAAACAGCGGCGGCGGCCGCGACGACAGCACCAGCAGUGACCCCAGCACCGGCACCCGCCCCAGCAUGCUGCCCUCCGUUGCCGCGCUCUGUAACGGCGGCGGGGUGUUUCUUGCUGACCCCGUGCUUGCUCACCGAUUGGAGGUGGCGGUGGCGGCGCUGGCUCCCCGGCUAGCGGCGCUAGCGGUGGCGGUGCGGGUGCUGCUGCUGCCCGCCAUGCCCUGGCUGGGGCUGGAGGCGGCGGAUAGGAUGCAGGCCGAGGUGGGUGAGGUGGCGGCCAGUGCGGCUCAGGUGUCGGAGGCGCUCAGCCAGCUGGCCGCGCUGCUGCCGGCGGGUGCGGUGGCGUUCGGGGACACACCCGUGAGUGGCGAACCCAGGAGACGUGCUGCGGAGGUGGAGGCGGGUCGAGACAGUUGGUUGUACGGCAGCCCGGAGUCGUUGGAAGCCGAAGAGGUGCAGCCGGCGGUGGCCAAUGAGGACGGCACCAUCAACGUAGCCCGACUGCAGGCCGCUAUCGCACCGCUGCUACGCGACCGCAAGGCGGGUCCCAAGGCCCUAGCUGACAUCCUGGAGCCCAUGAGGGCGCGAGCGCAGGCGGUUGCCGCCAAGCGCGCCGUGCUGGAGUCCGAGCUGCGUUUCGCCAGCCGAGCCUCCGCGCUGCAUGCCGAGCACGUGAGCCACCUGAUGCUGAGUGUGGGCAUGGCGGUACGGGAGGUCGCCGCUGCGGAGGGAGGUGGUGGUGGCGCAGCAGGCGGUGGCGGCGGCAGCAGCAAGCAGCAAGGCAUCCGGACGGCGUUUGCGGCGGCUGCGGCAGUACGGCAGGUGCUGGGGGCGGUGGAUGCGUUGGAGGUGCACCCCUGCGAGGCGUGUCUCAAGGCGCUGGUGGACGUCAUCCGCUGUCAGCGGGAGCACCUGGACCGGGUGCCCGAGCUGCUUGUGGAGUCCCCCGCUGCGGAUUUGGAGGGCCGCCUGCUGGACAAGGUGGAGGAGCUUCACCAGGGCUUCAAGAAGGCUCUCAGCAGGCUGGAGGCGCACAAGCGGCGGCAGAUGGAUGCGGGCGGAUUGGUGCCAUGCAGCCCAGGGGAGGGUGAUGGGGCGGGAUAUGAGGACGAGGGUGAGGAGGAAGAGGGCUGGAGAGGGGAGGCUGCUGCCACCAACACCGGCGGUACGGCCAGCGGAGAGUCAACGCUGCCGCAUCAACAACAGCAGCGACAGCAGGGACAAGUCCGGCGAGGUAUGGGAUCCGGUGGCUCCAGCAACGCUGGGUCGAGCCAAUCGGGACGGCCACCGCUACCGCCGUCACAGCAGCAGCAGCAACUGCAGCAGAGGGCGGGUGCAGGGAGCGGGAAACCGCCCAAGCCGAAGCCUGAGUGGCAGGAGUGAGCGGCCGUAGGAGGCAUGGAGGGCACUGCGUACGGGGUUGACCAGAACUGCGAGCUUGUGGGGGAACUGCAGAUGGGGGUCGUUUGGACGAGAAAAGGUUCACGUCAUCGAGCGUUUACCGUAUUACCUGGUAUUACCGGUAGUGAAAGCAGGAUGGCUUAGUUGUGCAUGGGGUGAAGACCCUGAUUCAGGCUGGAUACCCCCUGAUUCGAAGCAUGGUGCUAACGGUAUCUAUGAUUCAUGGAAGUGGCCCGUUUCCAGCGGCAUUGCUUUUGCAGCUGUGAGCGACAGAGAUGGUUAGAACUUAUUGGGUUAAUUCGCAAGCUGCGAUCAACAGGACCUGCCUCCUUGUAGCCGAUCGUGACUCCCACCGUACCGGAGUAUAAAGCAUUGCAGCAUGCUUGCUGUGACGAGUAAUGCCUCCUCUCGCUAGCGUAAAGGAUUCUGGGGAAGAAGAAUGUUCUGGAAGAACAAGGAUUGGCGGAGCCUCGUUCCUUAAACG